Messenger RNA from Ilex paraguariensis (yerba mate), 3504 nucleotides. The record is from the annotation of a GenBank genome assembly. NCBI's taxonomy places the organism in Eukaryota, Viridiplantae, Streptophyta, Magnoliopsida, Aquifoliales, Aquifoliaceae.
AUGAAAUCAGUAUACAAACGCUUUACUCCUGCAGGAUGCUGUUUCAUAAAAUAUGCUACUUCAGAAGAAGCUGACAGGGCUAUAAGAGCUUUACACAACCAGCAUAUUCUGCCUGGGGGAGUGGGUCCUAUCCAAGUCAGAUAUGCUGACGGGGAACGAGAACGCCUAGUUGAGUUCAAGUUAUUUGUUGGCUCACUGAACAAACAGGCUACGGAGAAGGAAGUUGAGGAAAUAUUUUCACCUUAUGGUCGAGUUGAAGAUGUCUAUCUCAUGCGUGAUGAAAUGAGGCAGAGUCGUGGAUGUGGAUUUGUUAAAUUUUCUCUUAGAGAAAUGGCGCUGGCUGCUAUAAAUGCUCUUAAUGGAAUCUAUACAAUGAGUGGGUGUGAUCAGCCCCUAACUGUUCGGUUUGCUGAUCCUAAAAGGCCUAGACCUGGAGAAUCAAGGGGUGGUCCUGCACUUGGUGGUCCUGGUUUUGGCCCUCGGUUCCAAGCACCAGGAAUUAGACCAACACAAAAUCUUGGAGAGGCUGUGCAUGGCCAUAUUCCGCUUAAUGCAUGGCAACCAGUUAGUCCUCAGAAUAUGGGACCACCUUCUAAUGCUGGCAUACAUGGGUUUGGGAUUCAAUCGCUUCCUCGGUCGGGUGAUAUGGCAAUACCUUCAACUCUGGGUGGCCCCUUUGGUGGUCCCAGUGGUGUUGCAGAUGGUUCCCACCCUGGACAAGCAGCUUCAUCUGCUUCUACAUUGCACCAGAGUUUUACUCAAUCUUUGCCACAAGUUUCAUCUGUUGGCCAGCAAAUAUCACCAUUACAAAAGUCACUUCAGUCACCACAGCUCUUGCCAUCUUCCCUGCAGCUACAACCUCAGACUCUAGCAUCUUACCCGCAAAGGCAAAUUUCUGAUGCAUCACCCUGGCAACUUUGUCAACAACUACCUCCCACUGCUGGUCAACCCCCCCUCAGUCAGGCAUUGCCAUCACAACAGUUGUUUGGUUUGAAUGGACAGCUCUCUGUUUCUCAGCCUCAGGUCCAGCAGAGUGCUUCAUCUGCUAUAGCACAUGCCCCUUUGAGUAGUAAUUUACCACAUGUUCUUUCUUCCAUGGCCAAUCAACAGCAGUUGCCUGCUCAGCAGCAGCAAUUGCUUCAACCUCAACAUCAAUCACCUUCUUCUCAGUUAGCUCAAAUGAUUUCACAGCAGAAACAAACUCUUCAGGCGAGCUUUCAAGAUUGUUUGCAACAUCUGCAGAUGAUGCAGCCAUCAAAUCAAAAUUUAACAGGGCAGCAGGGUUCACAGGCUAAUAAACAACAGGAUACUCUAGGACAACAUCUGAUAAUGUGGGGUGGUCCUGCACUUGGUGGUCCUGGUUUUGGCCCUCGGUUCCAAGCACCAGGAAUUAGACCAACACAAAAUCUUGGAGAGGCUGUGCAUGGCCAUAUUCCGCUUAAUGCAUGGCAACCAGUUAGUCCUCAGAAUAUGGGACCACCUUCUAAUGCUGGCAUACAUGGGUUUGGGAUUCAAUCGCUUCCUCGGUCGGGUGAUAUGGCAAUACCUUCAACUCUGGGUGGCCCCUUUGGUGGUCCCAGUGGUGUUGCAGAUGGUUCCCACCCUGGACAAGCAGCUUCAUCUGCUUCUACAUUGCACCAGAGUUUUACUCAAUCUUUGCCACAAGUUUCAUCUGUUGGCCAGCAAAUAUCACCAUUACAAAAGUCACUUCAGUCACCACAGCUCUUGCCAUCUUCCCUGCAGCUACAACCUCAGACUCUAGCAUCUUACCCGCAAAGGCAAAUUUCUGAUGCAUCACCCUGGCAACUUUGUCAACAACUACCUCCCACUGCUGGUCAACCCCCCCUCAGUCAGGCAUUGCCAUCACAACAGUUGUUUGGUUUGAAUGGACAGCUCUCUGUUUCUCAGCCUCAGGUCCAGCAGAGUGCUUCAUCUGCUAUAGCACAUGCCCCUUUGAGUAGUAAUUUACCACAUGUUCUUUCUUCCAUGGCCAAUCAACAGCAGUUGCCUGCUCAGCAGCAGCAAUUGCUUCAACCUCAACAUCAAUCACCUUCUUCUCAGUUAGCUCAAAUGAUUUCACAGCAGAAACAAACUCUUCAGGCGAGCUUUCAAGAUUGUUUGCAACAUCUGCAGAUGAUGCAGCCAUCAAAUCAAAAUUUAACAGGGCAGCAGGGUUCACAGGCUAAUAAACAACAGUUGCCUUGGCCUGGGAUUGUCCCACAGACAGUUGCCAACACCCCUGCUAUACCAGCAGUGGGAGAUGUGCCUCCUGCUACUUCUGCUGUUCCAAUAGCAAACCGGGCUGUAGCUCCUGCAAAAUGUAAUUGGACAGAACACACUUCUCCUGAUGGUUACAAGUACUAUUAUAAUAGUACAACUGGUGAAAGCAAAUGGGAAAAACCGGAGGAGCUUACAUUAUAUGAACAACAGCAGCAGAAACCAUCAGUUCAACAGCCCCAGAUGCUGUCUCAUCCUCAAGGUCUGUCCACACAGCAAAUUCCUCAGACACAACAAAUGCAGCUCCCAGUACAAAUUCAGACACAGCUUCAAAGCCAGCUUCGCCAUCCUCAGCAGUUGCUCCCAACUUCGCAAUCUUCAUCGACUCCAGGAGCUGCAAGGCGCCAAAAUAUUCAGGAAUUUGGCUAUACACAACUACCUGGAGCAACUAGUUCAGUAAAUGAUCCUGCGCGUUUCCAACAGAGUCUUCAGGCUGCUCAGGAGUGGAUGUGGAAAAAUAAUCCUGCAGUGGUUGCAGUUUCAUGAUGCUGAAUUUGUCACCUGCAAAUCAUUAACUACUUUUAUUUUAGCGAUUUUUUUUGGUGAUUGUUGUUUGUGGGCAGAUAUACUGCUUGACUUGUAAAAAUCUGUUCUAAAUUUGCUGUGGACAAAUUAUGCUGCUGGUAAUAGUCUGAGAGAGAGCACUGAUGGAGGUUGCAACUGUGCUGAAUGUUCUUUUGGGGACAGGAACCGAAAAGCUUAAUGUUAAUUUCCGCGUAGAACAUAGAUCAACAGUUGCUGUGUUUCAUCCUUCUUAUUCUCUAUUUGCUAUUUAUCUUAGGAACUUGAAUCUGAGGCUGCAAAUUGCCGAGCAGCUUCUGUUUGGAGAAAGCUGCAUAAGUUGAAACGUGAAAGCAGAUCUGGACGAAUGGCAAACAAGACACAAGAGGAUGCGCCCAAGGGGGAAUGCAGCUGUGCAUGGUUGGUUUGAAACCUAAAAUACCAAUUUCGAUGUGUAACAUGAAUGUGCUACAAUAGUUUUCUUCCCAUGGUUGAGGCUUAAAUCACAGUUCAUGAGUGAUUCAUGUCAGUGAAUCAAUGCUCGUGUGCCAUUAAGACGGGCAUGAAUGCAUCGACUCUGUCAUUGCUUACCUCCCUAGCCUAAUCUUGCCGUUCGUAGUUAUUCUGUCUUAACAAUAUAUGAAUUUGUUUGUGCUCCUUUAUCUUUGAAUUAUCCAAUCUUGUGCAUGGUUGUGUGACGGGGAAGAAUUUAGGUUUGUAGGUGCU